Thamnophis elegans (Western terrestrial garter snake) is the source of this 2877-nucleotide messenger RNA. RefSeq names its product ring finger protein 125 (gene RNF125). Gene Ontology annotation, molecular function: ubiquitin protein ligase activity. Gene Ontology annotation, biological process: protein polyubiquitination; ubiquitin-dependent protein catabolic process. NCBI's taxonomy places the organism in Eukaryota, Metazoa, Chordata, Lepidosauria, Squamata, Natricidae. The record is from RefSeq and is a predicted model, not a curated record.
UAGCAAAGCGUGAGGCUGACACAAAGUAAAUCAGAGUUCCAAGAAGGGUGGGGGAGGUGGAAGCUAGAUUGGCCCCAAGCAUCUGGCAGAGUCAGGUUUUAAGGAGCAGAUUAAAUGUCAGGAGUGUGGGACCAGAUCUCACCUCUCAAGGAAGAAGAUAUUCCAAAGGACAGGAACCACUGUAGGCAAAUCUCUUCUCCUGGAUCCCAAUCAAAAUUCCUUGAUUGAGGAGAUCCAUGGGCUAGUCCCACCGGGGAGAGACGGUUCCUCAACUAAAAUAACCCAUAAACCAUGAUUUCAGUUCACACAGUAUAAAUCUAAACAUAGUCUGUGGCUUGCUGUAUUCUGUGAAUCUAGUUACUGCUUUAUAAUCCGAUUUUCUUAAAUAUUUUUCAAGUUUAUCAAUAAAACAUCAACAAAGUAACAUUUGGGUUAGUAUGAUUUAAUGUUUAGGCUAGCUAAAACCAUUACUUUAAGGCAACACGUGAAUUUAAGUGUUUAGUUUCAGCAGAGGACAGCUGCUUAGUAUUUUCCUUUGUAGAUUGCAUCCUUUUUCUCGGGAUUUAGGGGUGGGUUGUUUUUUUUUAAUUCGGCUAGGAGAGAUGAACCUGGUCACGAAAUAGUUUGUUUCCUGACCACAAUAAUCGCCGACACCCUCCACGUAGCAAACAGUAUUUUAAAAUUCAAUCCAGACACUCCGGGAAACAAAUUCCCUUCCACCCAAUAGGAAUCAUCUUUGGUCAGCUAUGCAGAGACCGUUCGGAAAUCAUCCAGGUCCAAGGAAAAACAAAACAAAACAUUGCGCCAACCAAUAAAGGAAGCCAGGGCUCCCUUCGAUCCCUACUUUGUUAUCUGAAGGUGUCAGGUUUCACCGCGCCGACUUGGAGUAGCCCUGCCACCACCAAUAAAGCUUGCGCAGGAUUUCGACUCUGCAGCCGCGGCCGAACGUUUCUGGGAUUCCUCCCCAAAACAAGGAAGAGGUCCAAGUGGGGCAGCUGACGCUUUUGUUUUGCUUCAAGGCGAAAUCCUCCUGCAAAACUCCUACAAUUCCGGUUGUAACGCAUUUGAGCAGUGCGCCUGCUGCAUAGUAGCGGCAAAGACCAAGCGCCAAAGCGUGAGAGUUCGCUUAGGCGAUGGGAUCGGUGCUAAGUGGCGACGGACGGGAGACGGCGAGGACGCCGGAUGUGGGCAACCUCCAAGGCAGUAUUCAAUUCCCACAGCCGGGAGACGUGGAAAAGCAGCAAAUUCCCUCUUUUGACUGCGCCAUCUGCUUGGAAGUGUUCGACCAGCCUGUAAGGACCAAAUGCGGCCACGUAUUUUGUCACACUUGUAUUACCACAUGUUUAAGAAAUCAUACAUGGACAUGUCCAUAUUGCCGAGCAUAUCUUCCUUCUGAAGGGAUCCCAGCAACUGAUAUUAUCAAAAUGAUGAAAAAUAUACACCAAAACUGCGCAGAAUGUAAACUUCAGGUAUGCCUUAGUGAAAUGAGAGCUCAUUUGAAGACUUGUGACCAAUAUAUAGAAAAAUAUGGGCCUCUACAAGAACUUGCGUACUCUGAAACAAGAUAUCCUUGUCCUUUGUGUCAGAAUGAAUUGGAUGAAAAUGAUCUCUUGGACCAUUUUCUCACGUUUCACAGAACUGAAAGACAACCAGUGUACUGUCCAAUCUGUCGUUUACUACCUAGUGGUGGUCCAAGUUACUACAUCAGAAAUUUUAUAAGGCAUCUUCAGCUGGAGCAUACAUUCUAUUAUGAAGAUUAUCUGUGAGACAUAAAUAUUGUAGAAGAAGUUCUCAUGAAAGAGUUCUGGAAUCGAUCAGUUUUAGAUUAUGUACAUCUGAAUAAUCCAGGUACUGCGUGAUCAUCAACAAUCCGACAAAGUCAAAUGGAUUACAUUGUGAAUUAAAGCACUGGUUGUUUAUGCUGUUAUUAGCUAACAUUCAGAAAAAUUGAAUUUUAAAUAUUUCAUAUGUGAAACAUUCAAUUUCAAGUCUGAAGCAACUGUACUGACUGUUAUAUUUAAAACUAUAAAUUUCAGAUUCAAAAUGAGAUAUUUCAAGAAUGAAACAUUUGCUUACCCAUUUUCCUUGUCUGUAAUUCAUUUGUAUAAUUGCUAGUCACAUUUAAGUUUCUAAACUCUAUUACCUUUCCUUAAACAGCGUAUAAAUAUUAGCAUCAAAACUAAUCUUAAUUGGUUGUGAAUUACUGAGAUUGAAUGCAUACCAGAACCCUUCUCAAUGUAUAUAUCUUGAGUUCAUUAAUUAUUAAUUUCAGAUUCAGAGAACCUAUGUUUAAACAUUUUCAAGAACUCUGGCUCUGAUCAUUCAUCCUAUAUGGUAUUAAACAAGCCAAUCAUGGAAUAAGAAAAGAUCUUAAUGAAGAUCAAUUAAUAUCCAGAUUUUAAUAGCACUACGGUGUAAAAAGAGGUCAGAGGAAGUUAUAAAAGCAAAACAUGCAUUUACAGAAAAAUGUUAUAUUUGCUUUAAACAAGUUGUCAAGCUACAAACUUGUUAUAAUUCUAAUUCAUUAUUAUCCUUUAAUUUCAAUAUUAGGGAAAGAUUUGUUUUUCAACAUAUACAUGUAAAAUAAACAAUUAGCUAUCAAAAUACAGUUUUAAUUUGUCAAAUUGAAUACUUAUGCCUGAUUCUUUCGGGAGGAAGUAAUUCUUCAGAAUACAAAUUAUUAUCCAUUUUUCCAAAAGCAAACUUAUUAUUGGGCUUUUUUACCUAUAGUUUUGAAAAAGUGACCAAAGCUCAGAUCAUCUUGUGACUGCAUUUCUAAGUGGAAGACAGAAUCUUUAUGAUCAUGAAAAUGUUGCAAUGCCAAUGAGCAACUAUUUACUUUUUAAACAUUGCAUCAUUUCUCAGUGAGGAAAACUG